CACUCCACAUCAUUCUUUUAUCAGCAGCUUCCAACCACCAAACGGCUUUGCAAUACAGGCCGCGCUUCGUCUGGGUUCGGCUUGAUCGCAAGGCCGCGAGUUUUCCGAGUUGCUAUGCCGCCGUAUUACCACCUCAUAUUCGAGCUGUACGCGACGCCUGACCCUACCGUGACCUCCCCUGCGAGCACGGGCAAAGGCAGCACCAGCACCCACGACGACAUCUGGAUUCCUUCACCCGGCGCAAGCAUUUUCGACGAGUUACCAUCCCACCCGCGGACCAAAGCACAUACCCGACAACAGCAACAACAGCAACAACAACAACAGAGGCGCUUGCCCGAGCAUUGGCUGCAGCGGAGACCCGAGCUUGACGGCUACUACGAUUACGGACUGGAUCGCUCAGCUGACGGUGAAAACUAUCGUUGCGAAGAGUCGAGCAGUAUUUCCGUUGCUGCAGUCGCCGCCGCGGCCGCGAACACGAGAGUUAUCGAUUGCGGCGCGCAGCGAGGCACGACGCACGACACCACUUCUGACGGCACGUCAUACCGCGCCCCGCUGAACGAAAGGCAGUCCCGCGCAAUACACGAGGCGGAAUCGGCGCCCAGGGUCGAGGACGGGUUCGGACCGGACAAGGCAGUGCGGGACUGGAGGUUCGGGAGGGUGCGGAUCGAGAGUUUCGAUUCUUCUGUGGACGAGGAGAAGACGGGAAAGAUGGCGGGAGGUCAGGAAACGGGUGACGCCGCCGCCACCGCCGCCGCCGCCGCCACGCCGGCUGCGAGCUUAGGGCCAAACCUGGGCGGCAUGGGGCUUGCGACGAAGGCGAGAUACGUCCCUCUCGAGACGAAGAAUACCGAGGCCGGAUGGGGCAUCGUACAUCUCUAUCGGGAAGGGAAUGAGUCCGGUGUCGUGAAUGGGCAGUCUGGGGUGUCGGACGGGCCUAGCCAGGCGCAGCGUGGUGGUGACGAGGAGGGUACGAUUCUUUGCAUACCGGCUGUCCCGAGUUACAUGUCGCCGAGCGACUUCCUGGGGUUUGUAGGAGAGAAGUGGCGGGGCUAUGUUAGCCAUUACCGGAUGGUCAUGACCAGUACCAUGAGCCGGUACAUGGUGCUGAUGAAGUUCCGAGACAGCGGGAGGGCGAGGGAGUGGCGGAAGGCGUUUGACGGGAAACCGUUCGACAGUGUGGAGACCGAGAUCUGUCACGUCACCUUCAUCAAAUCAAUUACUGUCGAAACGCCAAACCAAGCCGACCCCCAGAGAAGAUAUUCCGAAGGAAACAAGGACCGCUUCUCGCCCACGUCGCCUCUAGUCAACUCCCUCAAACCGUUUCCGCCGCCGACGCCGAACCUCAUCGAGCUCCCUACUUGCGCCGUGUGCCUCGAGCGGAUGGAUGACACUACGGGUCUCAUGACAAUACUUUGCCAGCAUGUGUUCCACUGCACAUGUCUGCAGACAUGGAAAGGCUCGGGGUGCCCGGUCUGCCGGGCGACAAACCCCAAGCCGGCCCAAAACUACGAUCCAGAUGACCCAUACUCGCAACCCUUCGGGUCCGGCGUAGCCAACAUUUGCAACAACUGUAACUGUACGGACGACCUCUGGAUUUGCCUUAUUUGUGGCAAUGUCGGCUGCGGGCGCUACAACGGCGGCCAUGCCAAGGAGCAUUGGAAGAUGACGGCCCACAGCUUCAGUCUUGAGCUCGAGACGCAGCACGUCUGGGAUUACGCGGGCGAUAUGUGGGUGCACCGACUGAUCCGCGACAAGGGCGACGGCAAGAUCGUUGAGCUACCGCGCAACAACGGCAACGACCAGCGGCCAGCAGCGCCUGGGGGAGGAGGGGUGGCGUCGCAAGAAGACGUUGUUCCUCGUGCCAAGCUCGACAGCAUUGGCAUGGAGUACACACACCUGCUCACGAGCCAGCUCGAGAGCCAGCGUCUCUACUUUGAGGAGAUGGUCAACAAGGCGGCGGACAAAGCAGCCAAGGCGUCUGCGGCAGCCGAGUCAGCCUCCAGGCAAGCCGCCGAGGCGCUCAGCGAACUCGCCGCGCUGCGCGAGGAGCACCGCGUGCUCAAGGACGAGACGGUGCCCUCGUUGGAGAGAGAACUCUCCAAGGAAAAGAACCGCGCGGCCAAGUCGGCCGAGCUGGCGCGAAAUUUGAGCAAGGCGCUGCAGGAGGAGAAAGAGGUCAGCGCGGGGCUGAUGAAGCGCAUCGAACAUAUCAAGACGCAGUCGGAAGGCACGGAAAAACUCGUGGAGCAGUUGCGGGCAGAGAAUGAGGAGCUCAAGGAGAUGAAUCGGGACUUGACCAUGUUCAUUAGCGGGCAGGAGAAACUGCGGGAGAUGGAGAAAGAGGGGAUGGUUGAGCAGGGCGAGUUGGAGGAGGGCAUAGUGGGGGUCGCCGAAGGCAGUAAAGGGAGAAGGAAAGCUAGGGGGAAGAAGAAGUAAGUUGUUGUGGUGUAGUGCCAAACCAAGAGGGUUCAAAUGACGCGACGUUUCUCAAACAUAGGCCCGACACGGCAAGAAGCGCGGCCUUGACAAAUCCUCAAUUCACCUGAAACUGUUGUUUCGCCUCGAGGAGGAUU
Thermothelomyces thermophilus ATCC 42464 is the source of this 2573-nucleotide messenger RNA. RefSeq lists its product as uncharacterized. The transcript has 2 exons. Bases 115 to 2436 code for a protein of 773 amino acids. The record is from RefSeq and is a predicted model, not a curated record. Gene Ontology annotation, cellular component: cytoplasm. Lineage: Eukaryota; Fungi; Ascomycota; Sordariomycetes; Sordariales; Chaetomiaceae. Gene Ontology annotation, biological process: Ras protein signal transduction; protein ubiquitination. Gene Ontology annotation, molecular function: zinc ion binding; ubiquitin protein ligase activity.